Sceloporus undulatus (fence lizard) is the source of this 1164-nucleotide messenger RNA. It is a transcript of the gene MVB12A, whose product is annotated as multivesicular body subunit 12A. Gene Ontology annotation, cellular component: ESCRT I complex; cytosol. The transcript is spliced from 9 exons. The coding region runs from base 89 to 880 and encodes 263 amino acids. Lineage: Eukaryota; Metazoa; Chordata; Lepidosauria; Squamata; Phrynosomatidae. Gene Ontology annotation, biological process: virus maturation; regulation of epidermal growth factor receptor signaling pathway; endosome to lysosome transport via multivesicular body sorting pathway. The record is from RefSeq and is a predicted model, not a curated record.
GACAGGUGGCCCUCUGCCUGAGUCUGAGUGAGUCCAGCUUCUGGAGAAGGAGCUUCGGCGGGCGAGGGACAGAGGGAAGGACGCCGCCAUGAGCGCCCCGCUGACUGGCCUCGCCUGGGUCUCCGCCAACGCCAGCGCCGCUGGAUGGACAACGAUCACGUCCACUGUGGAAGGAACAUCUGCCAACUUUGGAAAAGGAUUUGCACAGAAAUCUGGUUACUACCUCUGUUAUACGUCGUCAAUAAGCAAUGUGAAUCCCAUAGGAGAGGUACUAUAUGAUGUCGUAAUCUUGAGUGAGAAAUCACCACUUCCUCCUGGAUACACUUACGUUAAAGAAUUUUUGGAUCCAAAGACAUCCAUUUCCAAGAAGAAGAGGCUGUGUGUCAAGCUAAUUCCUUUGGGCACAGCAGAAACAGCUAUCUUUGACAUCAUGCUCAGCAGCAAAAGCAAAGUUGUGCCAAACUAUUUGCGCAUAGGGGAAAUGAGUGGAUUUGCACUUUGGUGUAGAAAAGAGCCUGUUGUCAAGCCCAAACCCCUUCCUAAGCCACGGAACGUCAAUUUAGAAAUGAAACAGCUUUCACUAGAAUCAGAAAAUGCAGACCUUCCAUCAGAAAAGCCCACAAUCCCCAAAAGGCAAGCUACGCUCAAGCGGCAUGAGUCUAUAUACGAAAGUUCUAAUGUCUAUGGCAUCUCAGCCAUGGAUGGCGUUCCCUUCACCCUGCACCCCAAGUUUGAGAGCAGUGUCACUGGGAGCACUAAUGCCUUUUCUGUCUUUAAAAACUUCCACAUCAAGUCUCUUGCUGACAUUGAGAAAGAGUAUGACUAUGGGUUUGUGGUCGAAAGAACUGCAGCUGCCAGACUUCCACCCAGCAUCUCAUAGCAUUAGCUGUUUCUUGCCGAAAAAUUUCUGCAUUGGAGGCACUUAUCUGAACAGACAGCCAACUAAGGGCACGGAAGUGCUCUUUUAAAAGGAAUUAGCUCUUGGGGCCUGGGCUUUACUGAAUCAAGCUUGUAAAUUAUAUUCUUACCUGCUGAAAGCUAACAGGGCUCUCUGCACUAUAUUUCAUCAUUGACACAAGCCAAACUUUUUUUAGUAUCAUUUCUCACAAUAUCUAUUUUCUAAGCAAAAUACUACUUUAAAAAAAAAUAAACUUGUGAACAGAA